AUGUCCGCAAACAGCGACCAGACGAAGGAAAGCGACGACAAUCAGGCGAUGGAAAUGACGUCUGAAGACAGUUACCAGUCAGAAUCCGAAGCCGAUUCCGAUUCCGAGUCGACGCCUCUUCAGUCGCUAUGGAACAGCCUACGGGCUUCCAUGAGCACCAGCAUGUUCGAAAGAACAGAGACCAAAUUGUUUCUCCCCAGAGACACCUUCGAGCAGAUAUUAUCACGUACCGAAGGAGGUCUGAGUGGCAGACGCAAGCUCAUACUUGAGGUUAUGGGUAUAGAAUCGAGCAGGCCUAGCGAAGACGACAGAGCACUCGCAGAAUACAUUCUGGACAGCGCACAGAAGGUUUUUCUCAUAGCCGUUUACAUACAAUUGGAGCAACUCCAUGCGGCUAUGAAACUUUUCAAGGUUUCUCAGUACAAAGAUGAAAAAUUGCCAGUCGAAGAACGUACAGCACGAGAACUGGAUGAUACACCAAGGCGCCAUGAAUUCGAGCGAAUGGAGAAUCGUCAAAGGGACCGUAGGAGAAAAGACAGGAAAAAGAAUCCAAAACGCAUAUGGGAUAUCCAUACAAUCAGCAAAUUCCAGGACAACCAGUGGACGUUUCUGAUACCAAUCAUCUCAGCUCAUGAUCAGAACUGCAAUUUUGACAGCCGCUGUCCAAUACCGUUCACUACGAAGAACGCACAGCAAAGAAGCGGCGCACAUGGCAUUGUAUACAAGUAUACUAUCCACCCUGCGCAUUACAAGAAUUCACUUCAUCAGUCCAAGAUUGACUUGGUUAUGCGGGCUAACGGCGGAUCGCAGUACGAGACCGAGCCUUCCGUGGUCGCUGUCAAGGCCUUUCGGACCGGCGGCAAGAACGUGGCUGGCGAUGUGAAAAGAGAAGUCGACGCGUUGGCCAAAAUGAACCAACUCGGACAAAAACAUAUUGUCCGGUUCAUCACGUCCUUUCAGCGCGGUACACAAGAGGAUCUGGAACACUAUGUUUUGUUCGAGUGGGCGGACGGCGGGAACCUCAGUGACUUUUGGCAUCAACCACAAACACCAAAGCGGACGGCCUCGUUAGUCAAGUGGGUAAUCGAGCAACUUUGUGGACUUUCAAGAGCGCUCAGAGCAGCCCAUUAUAUGCCAAACGGGGCAUGUUACCGCCACGGUGAUUUGAAACCUGGCAACAUCCUCUGGUUCCCUGACAGCGAUGGAUAUGGCACGCUCAAGAUCGGUGACUGGGGUGAGGCAAAGAUUCACAAUCAAGUUACUGCCUUGCGCCACGGUCGCGUGGACACAACUGCGAAGUACGGCACAAGAAGAUACGAACCACCAGAGACUGGCCUGCAUCCGCUUCUGCCGAAGGGGACUCCGCAUGUAAGGUCCCGCUUAUACGACCUCUGGGGUAUGGGCUGUAUCAUCCUCGAGUUUAUCAUCUGGCUGUUGUACGACCAUGAAGAGCUCAGUAGAUUCAACAACAGUAAUCAAGGAUACUUCGGUCCUUCUGACAUGUUUUACGAGAUUAGUCACGAGAUCAGUCACGAGAGAGUUCCCAUUGAUCAGCGUCACCACGCCAGAUUCUACAACUCAUGA
This is a messenger RNA of Alternaria arbusti, 1584 nucleotides long. RefSeq lists its product as uncharacterized. The transcript has 3 exons. The record is from RefSeq and is a predicted model, not a curated record. Gene Ontology annotation, biological process: peptidyl-threonine phosphorylation; peptidyl-serine phosphorylation. The coding region runs from base 1 to 1584 and encodes 527 amino acids. Gene Ontology annotation, molecular function: protein serine/threonine kinase activity; ATP binding. Lineage: Eukaryota; Fungi; Ascomycota; Dothideomycetes; Pleosporales; Pleosporaceae.